AUAGAUAAAUACGUCACCCCGGUGCUGUGCGCUGUCGGGGUGACCGGAAACACCGUAUCCCUGGCGGUGUGGUUGCAGAGACGGAUGCGCCAGUCGUCGGGCUACUACAUGGUGACCUUGGCCCUCAACGACCUCAUUUUUCUCGCACUGCUCGUGGUUUUUGAACUCCACGUCGUCUGGGGUGUGAGAACCCUCAACCACCCGGUCAUCUGCGAGCUGUACCCCGUUGUUUAUCUCGCCACGCAGUUCCUGUCGACUUUCCUCGUUCUCGGCUUCACCGUCGAAAGAUACAUUUCCGUUUGCCAUCCUUUCAAACGGGACAAGUACUGCACGGUGAGAAAAGCCAAACUCGCGAUAGCUUCCAUGACUUUGUUUGUGUUCCUCUUGACAGCCCCCUACGGUUAUUUCUUUACCAUUGAUGACACGGGCGCAGACCUGGAAUGCCAGGUUAGAGAGAGCAUCAGAGAGGGUCAGUUCGAAUCGAUCUACAACAGGUACACCCUGAGCGUGGACAUGCUGUCUUUUCUGGUCGUGCCCGUGAUCGUGCUGACGUUUAACAUUCUCGUCAUUAUCGAGCUGAGGCGGCUGUCACGGCUGGAGCAGGCCCAGCUUCACGGCUCCCCGCAGAGAACGGCCGCCAACACGGCCAUGCUGCUGACCGUCUCGUUCUACCUCAUCCUCACCACACUUCCGGUGUCCAUCACGUACGCCUUUCAAGGAAGUGCGGCCCUCGAACCCGAAGAAAUCCCCACCGCCGACAGCCAAGCCCUACAACUCCACCGCACGUACGACUUUGUGCUGAAAAUCGUCAAAGAGUACGGGAUCACCCACUACGUUUUCAACUUCUUCAUCUACCUCAUCACGGGUCGGAUGUUCCGACAAGAGCUGAAGCGCAUUUUCCUGCAGCCGUUUCGGAAGUUGAGUUCGAGU
Lymnaea stagnalis (great pond snail) is the source of this 930-nucleotide messenger RNA. Lineage: Eukaryota; Metazoa; Mollusca; Gastropoda; Lymnaeidae. The record is from the annotation of a GenBank genome assembly.